CACACAUAGCUGAAAAUGUCAUAAAAUUCGUUUUUAUUAGUGAGUUCUCGAGGGUUGUUUCGUUUACAAGCAUUAGUUAUUAUCAAGUUACUUUUUAUUAUAUUUUGGUCGACAUUUAAUUUUAAAAUUAGACAUAUAUUUCCCUGUGGGAUAUUUCUUUAACGGUAAUUUUAUUACAAUGAAAAAUUUCGCGGUGUUCAAUUGUUGGACUGUGGUUCAUAAACAAUUAUUAGUAUCGAAAUACAGAUUAUAAAUUCAAUAAAAUUAUUGGUUGAAUAGAGGUGAUGAUUGGUGCACCUAACUUAAGGGGGCCUGGUUCAAAUGGUACUCUUUACAAUGGCAGUAUCAAAGCAUUUCAAUGUCAUUCACAGGGUGAUUCAGAAGCAACAAUUACUAUAACGUUAGUCAGUUUGGGCAUAAUUGCUAAUUCGGUGCUAAUGGCUCUCAUAAUAUUUAACAAACAUUUAAGAAGGUGGUCACAGGGUUUGUUAUUCCAUCAGGCCAUGGUGGAUUGCGCUAGAGCAGCUAUUUUAAUACCAUUAGCUCACAGUUUGCUCUACUGCGUACCAGUAAAAAAAUGCAGUUUAGUUGAAACAGCUUUCCUUCUACUCGUGACCGUCUCCACUAUAAACAUGUUAACAAUCGUUCUAAACGAUUCACCCGUAUUUCCGGAUGAUGACGAUGGUGACGGAUAUCAUGUUUCUUCAGUACCUCUACUAUUGGAUUCGCCGCAAUGUGUCGUAUUUGGCACGUGCAUGAUAUGGUUUGCGGCCAUUACCAUUAAUCUCGGACCGACAUUUAUGAGCGGUGCUCUGUCUGCCGGAGCUGAAGUGGCCAGAGAUCGUCCAGGUUGUCCAUUGGUACACGGCCCGUUUCGGCAUUACAUACUAAACGCACUUUGGAUAAUUAUAAACCUUCUUUGUGUAUUACUAACAUUGUUUCACUUACGCAAAUUGCACAGGGACCUCACUAAAGCUAAUGUUGAGGCUGUCAGGGUGGCAGGACUAGUUACAACAUUAGUUAAUGUCACCGGCGGCAAUAAUUAUUCUGAUCCUCGGUAUCCUUCUCGAAGAAGUUUAGGUGCGGUGGAAGAACACCAAAGGAUGCGAAACUACUUGUUGCGUAUUGAAAGAGAAGGCGUUCAAAAGGUCAAAAUGUUUGUGGUGAUUACUGCAGCGUAUGUGAUCUUUUGGGGACCGCUAUUUUUUGUUACGCUGGUGCAGCAUCCGUUAUCUGGCAAUCAUUCUGACUAUGAAGUAACACUCCAUGUGGCAAAUGGUCAUUCAUUUGUAAACGCCAUGUUGUUUUUGGUGUUGCACAAAGGUCUCAGACAGGCUGCAGCAGAUGCGUGCUGUUCUAGUAUGUCUGUUAUAGGAAAGUGGUUGACCGUGGGAUGGUCUCCGGAACCAUAUACUAUAGAUUCUGUUCUACCAGGAGCGUCUCCAGAACCAGUAUUGGCCGCACCUCCUCCACCACCUCCUUCUAGUUUACCAGCAUAUACAAUACAGCAGUCAUCGAUGAGGACACGAUCAAUGAAUAGAUUCCCCAUGCACCAUCGUCAAUACAGCCGGAACUACCAAGAUUAUCAUUCAUCACAUCCAAAUCUUCAAGACCUGUCGGUGAUUAACAUGAGCAGAUUGUAUAACAGUCAUGAAUACCUUCCCUUCAGACAUUACCAACAUCAUUACUACAACACUUACAGGGAAACUCCGACGUAUUCAACGUCUCCAGAAUGAUUUCCUUUUUCUUUUAUGGGAACACAAUUAAAUAUCUUUAAUUUCCUUCUUCGUCUAAUGAUUUCAUCAUGAAAUUAAACUGAUAAAAGUGUAAAACAGGAAAAUUAAAAUAAGAAAAAAAUUCUAGUAUUUGUGAAAACAAACCACACAUUGUAAAUACAACACUUACCGCGAAUUUUUACGGUCUAUAUGUUUUUUAUCGACCAAUAUCUUCCGUAACUAGUCAUUUCUUUUUUUUGUAAAUCUAAUAUAUUUUUUAUCGUCUUUUUUUACACAUCCUUUGUAUUCUGAACAAACUUCCUUUUUAUAUAUCUUAAGCAAUUUUGAUGUGUAAUGUUUCCCGGAAAUUGCUCUCCAGAAAUGUUACCCAUCCUCGCCCGUUUUCUAUGUAUUCCUACAUAUUUUAUUUUUAUAGUUUUAGUUGCCAAAAGCUACUUAUAAUAGAGUUAAAAACUGACUAUUGAAACUUUUUGAUAAUAAGUGAACACAUUUUAUGGAUACGAGCAUUAUUGAAAAAUUAACUUUAUAGUAUAAAUAUAUUCUAAACACGAAUACAUAAUAGCUGGAUCACUUUUCAUAGCUAAUAAGUACAUUUUCUCUGAAUUUCAACAGCUGCAACAGGUCAUUGUGUGCGUACUAUAAACCACGCAACACUAUACUUAUAGAUACAACUUAGUAAGGUUAACUGUGAAAGAUCGAUACACAUUAAAGCAGCAAGCAAACCAACGUGUGUUGGUUUGCGCAUUGGCUAAAGUCUGCAGUGCCAAACAACUAACAUACAAUCCUUAAACACUGAUUAAAUUUAAACAGCUAUUAAAUAAUAGUAAUUUUAUGUUUCUCUUUUAUUUUUAAAGUUUUCAUUGAAGAAUACUUCUAUAACUCUCUAUUUUUUUUUUCAAAAAAAAAAAAAAAUUAUAGAAACAAUUUAAAUUUUUAAAUGAGGUAAAAAAAUGAAUGAUCUGACUUGACUUCCAUGAAAUCAACCAUAGCCCCCUGAAAACUACAUGUAUUUUUAUACAGAAAUAUUUUUUUAAGUAAGAAAAUAAAAUUACACUUCCCAAACAUUUUGCUAAAAUUGCGGCUAUGAUAAACAUGUAUUCGACUGCAAUGGUCAAUGGGACAAAAAUGAAUUAGAAAUUUAUUUCAAAGAUUUUUAACUUAAUUCAUCAAAACUUUUCCAUAUAAAAUUAUCGUUUCGCACUAGGAGUACUUAAGUGCACAUAUCAAAGUUCGUGAUACAUGUCAUUUUGAUAUAUUUUAUAUAAUUUACUAUUCUCUAUCUCAAUAUGAAAAUAUCUAAUAUAAUAUUAUGUAACUUGAAUUUUAUUUAAAUUUUUUUACUUAAUUAUCACACAUGCUUUUUGAUAAAAAACAUUUAAUUUCCUCAAGUUUUCAUUCAGGAAUAGCAUGUAACAGGUCAAUUGUUAUCAACAAUGAGAACAAUAAAAUCCCGUUACCUUACUAACUGAACAUUGUCUAUAUGUUAUUACUUUAUUAUUAAAUAUGACUGCGUUAUUUUGUAAAAUUGUUACAAAGUAACAUAAUCAUUAAGAGCUAUAGGUCUCCGCAGUUUUCCAUAUAAACCACCACUAUUCAUAUCAAUAAUAUAUGUAUAAUGAAUAUUGUUUACCUAAUAAGACAAUAAAUAAUGAUCCAACUGUAAUUGAACUUGAAAAAAUAAAUAAAAAUAAUAAUUACUUUAGAAUUAAAUACAUUUCAAAUUUUCGUUAUACUAAGUAAUUAGUAGCAUGUAUUUUUAGUUUUUAAAUUUACAUUGUAAAUUUUUUUAAGUUAUUUCUGUAAUAAUUUAGCAAAACUUAUAAAAUGCACAGUUGUACUUAGAGAUAAAGUUGUUUUAAUUAAUAUCUUUAAAUUUCUCUGCACAGUCAGUUUAAUAUAGAUAUACCUAUAUUUAAGAUUUGAAACUAUUUUUGAGAAGACGCUAUGCCAGUAAUUGUGGUCUUUGAAUAUAUAAACAGAGUAGGACUGUAUAUAUUUAAGACGAAUUUCAUAUUUUAAACUGCACUUACUAAGCAUUUUCUUAAAAAUAAUAGAAUGGUAAAUUUCAAAAUUAAGAAAUGUUAAAAUUCUUUUCAAAUAGAUCUAGUUAUGUGAUCUGCUCACAUCGUUUUUUAUAUUUCCGGUCCAACCCAUUCCGAUUUUAUUAUCAAAUACACCGAAGAAUAAUUUUAUUGAUAUGGUUAAUGUAGUGACAUAAUAUAUAAAUAUAUAAGGUAAUUUUUUUUAAAUUAGUCAUUCGAUUUUUUUUUUAAUAAUAAUUAUGUUCAGAAAAUUUAUUUGGUAUUCUUUAUUAUUAUAUAUUUAUUGAUUUAUCAAUAAUUAAAUAUUUCUAAUUCAUCCCAUAUACCUAAUAAGGAUAUCGAUUUUAUAUUUUUUGAAUGGUAAAAAUAUAAUUAAGAAAUUUAUAGAAUAGAAAAUGACACAAAAUAACAAAAUGACUAAUCAUAACACCAUUAAAUUAAUACUGCGGAUUUUAUUAACAUUUUUAAUUUAGAGUGAAGGAAGAAUGCAAUAGAAUAAUAUGAAAAGAUAAAUUUAAAAUAACUCAUACCUCAUCUUCAUUCUAGUUUUCAAUUUGUUAUAAUACUCAUAAUAAUUGGUUAAAAUAUGUUAUCGCUAUUUAUUGUUGUAUGUUAUUUUCUAAAUAAUUAAAAUACAUAAAUAAUUUUUUUUUUUUAGCUAAUUAAUUUAAAAUAUUUCCAUUAAAAAAUUUAGUUAAAAAAAUGAUGCCCUAAUAACACAUAAGAAAUGAAUUGAAAAAAUAAUUAAUAAUUAAUAAACUGAAAAAUAUAUAAAAUAUAAAAAUACCAAAAAAUUGGUAUUUUUUUUUAUUAUUCAAUUGUAUAAUUUAGUUAAAAUUAAAAAUAUCUAUUAAAUACUAAAAAAAUAUUUAAAAUACUUUACUCAAAAAGGCACAAAAGAAAAAUUAAAAAUUUCCUAUACAUAAUUUGGGAACAAUUUUACCAUCAUCAGCGAUAUACACCUACUCACCAGAAAUGCUAAAAAUGGUAACAAUGGAACUUUUUUGUUGUAACCUCAAUUUGAUCAAAAAAUUAAUUUUGAAAUUUAAAAACAUUUUAACCCAUACAUAACAUUGUUAAAUUUAUAAACUCAUUAAACUGUUUUGUUACCCUAGUCAGUCUUUCAGAAAACCUUGUUAUAUUUAUUACAAUAUUCAAAAAUAAGGCUACUACUUUGAAAAAAAUUAACCUAUCAUUAUUUUUAAUAGUAUGGCCAAAUAACUGUUCAAUCUGAAUUAUUUUUAGCAUAUUAAAUACAUGAAAACACCUUUACUAAAUUUUUAGCUAAAUUGUUCAUUAUAUCCAAUACAAUAAGUCUCAUAUUAUUUUUCGCCUUGUGUAUUUUUGACAAAACAUAUAGUAUAGCUAUUUGAUUGUUUGAAAUUUUAAUGAAAAAUCUGAAUUUUUCUUCAAUUAUUAAUUAAUAAUUAAUAAAGGGCCGAUGUGGCAAAAUCUAAUGCGGCAGUGCUUGAACUGCCUCGGGCUCGAAACUAUGUCGCAGGUGACUUCAUUUGCCGAGCGAGGGAUUAGUUCGGUAAUUAGAGUCGCCAUCCUUCUCUUUAGUGACGGACUAAUCACCAGUCCUGGAAUAUCAAUGGUUAAGAAAACCUUCCCGUUGGAGAAAUCACUAUAAACCCUCUGGGCCUGGAUAAGCAUUAAAAAAAAAUUAUUUUUUAAUUAUUAACAACGUUUGUAGCCUCCAUUAUAGUUUUACUUAAUAAUCUAUUAAUCUAUCUAUUAAUAAACUUUCUUUUUAAUUUCAUUAUAGUAAUAUUAUUGAAUCAUUUGUGCAACCAUUGAAAUAAGCAUCAUUUUACAAUAUUACUAUAGAAUUCCCCUUAUUUGACUUUAAAUAAAAUCAGUUUUUUAUUUUAUAGGUCUUGUAUGAGCCGUGAAUAUUUUUUUCUAA
Daktulosphaira vitifoliae (grape phylloxera) is the source of this 5687-nucleotide messenger RNA. RefSeq lists its product as uncharacterized. NCBI's taxonomy places the organism in Eukaryota, Metazoa, Arthropoda, Insecta, Hemiptera, Phylloxeridae. Gene Ontology annotation, biological process: G protein-coupled adenosine receptor signaling pathway; adenylate cyclase-activating G protein-coupled receptor signaling pathway. Gene Ontology annotation, molecular function: G protein-coupled receptor activity. The coding region runs from base 285 to 1736 and encodes 483 amino acids. Gene Ontology annotation, cellular component: membrane. The transcript has 7 exons. The record is from RefSeq and is a predicted model, not a curated record.